This is a messenger RNA of Haliotis rufescens (red abalone), 1155 nucleotides long. Its product is annotated as 15-hydroxyprostaglandin dehydrogenase [NAD(+)]-like. Gene Ontology annotation, cellular component: cytoplasm. The transcript has 7 exons. The record is from RefSeq and is a predicted model, not a curated record. Gene Ontology annotation, molecular function: oxidoreductase activity, acting on the CH-OH group of donors, NAD or NADP as acceptor. Bases 190 to 963 code for a protein of 257 amino acids. NCBI's taxonomy places the organism in Eukaryota, Metazoa, Mollusca, Gastropoda, Lepetellida, Haliotidae.
UACAGGUCAAGUAAACCUUGACACUGCAAACUUUAAUCUUUAAACACUUCAGCAGGAAGCGGUUGUGUGCGUAUAAUCAAGUCGUGGUAGGAUCCGACUGAUGCAUGAUCGUCGUAAUGGUAUAGUGAGUGGUGAGAUUUGAACAGUAUAGUUUGACGAGACGACCAACAAAGCAGGGAGGCACGCAGGAUGAGAAACGAAGUGGCGCUCGUGACGGGGGCAGCGCAGGGGCUGGGGAGGGGCUUCUCAGAGGCCCUGCUGAGAAGGGGGGCGAAGGUGUGUGUGGCGGAUAUCAAAGUCCAAACAGGCGAGGCAACUGUGUUGAACUUCCAGCAACAGUUCGGGAGAGACCGAGUGUUCUUCGUGAAAUGCGACGUCACAAGUGAAGAGGACGUAAAAGCGGCCGUGCAGGCGACGCGGGGUCGGUUCGGUAAACUGACCAUCAUGGUCAACAACGCCGGCAUGUCCAGCGAGGCGGAGUGGAGCAAGAUGGUGGAUGUCAAUUUGAAAGGAGUGAUCGUAGGGACGCAGGAGGCGGUGGCGGCCAUGAGGCGAGACGCGGGGGGACAGGGGGGCGUGGUCGUCAACAUCGCCUCAGCUGCAGGCCUCAUCCCGGUGCACACAACCCCUGUGUACGCUGCCACUAAGUUCGGCGUCGUGGGAUUCACAAGGAGCUGGGCUGCCAACCCGCAUCUCCCAUCUCUCGGCCUCAGCUUCUCGUGUAUCUGUCCAACCUUCACGGACACCGACAUGAUCGUCCAUGACGACUCCCGCAAAGGCCGAUGUCUGUACUCGGAGGAUUCCCAGCGAGUCAUGGCGGAAGUGGGGGUGAUGCCGGUCAGUCAGGUGGUGAGUGCAUUUGAACAACUCCUGGACAGCCCCGACAACAAUGGCGUCGUCAUGGCCGUCACCAACAUUAAAGGCGUGCGCAUCAGAAGACAUGGCCGACCGAGCAGGCUCUGAGUUGGUGGGGAAAACUGGGAACCAGUCCGACCGUGCGGCCACACAAAUUCCCGUGAUGAUGAUGACGAUGAUGAUGAUUAUGAUGAUGAUGAUGAUUAUGACGAUGAUGACGAUGAUGCAGAUGCUGAUGCUGAUGAUUAUCAUGACUGUACUCAAACUUAAACAGAAAAUAAAGAAACAGAUCUCAUGCUA